CGCAGGCGCCGCCGGCUGCGCCCAGGCCGGGGGAGCCGCGGAGCGGGGCGGGGCGGCCAUGGCGGGGGCGCUGCGGAAGACCACUGGGCUCGUGGGAUUGGCUGUAGCUGAAAACCCUCACGAGCGCCUGCGAAUACUGUACACAAAAAUCCUUGGUGUCCUGCAGAACAUUCCCAAAGAUGCAGCCUAUAGGAAAUACACUGAGCAGAUUGUAAAUCAGAGGUUUAAUUUGGUGCAAACGGAGACUGAUGUGCAAAAGCUACAGGAGAAACUGAACAGUGGUCACAUAGAAGAAGUCAUUGUACAGGCUGAAAAUGAGCUUUCCCUGGCGAGAAAAAUGAUACAGUGGAAACCAUGGGAGCCUUUAGUUGAAGAACCUCCUUCUGACCAGUGGAGAUGGCCAAUAUAGUUUUCAAAAUGGUGUCACCUCUUGAAAGUAAAAAAAAUGUUUAAUUAUUAAUCUAUUGUUACUGACAAAUGUCUUUAAAUUAAAGAUAAUAAAUUCAUAAAAACGG
Apus apus (common swift) is the source of this 515-nucleotide messenger RNA. RefSeq names its product NADH:ubiquinone oxidoreductase subunit A5 (gene NDUFA5). Gene Ontology annotation, biological process: respiratory electron transport chain. The transcript has 5 exons. Bases 59 to 409 code for a protein of 116 amino acids. The record is from RefSeq and is a predicted model, not a curated record. Lineage: Eukaryota; Metazoa; Chordata; Aves; Apodiformes; Apodidae.